UAUCUAUUUCAGGAUACAUUAUCAUACAAAACAGCACUAAAAGUGAAACAUGUCACCUGGAGCCAAUGCAGCAAUGUUGUUUUAUCUAUGUUAUAUUCUGUCAAAAAAGUGGACUACAUAAAUGAAAAACUUAAGUACAAACUCUGUUACCAUGCCGACAGCUUUUACCUCCCUCUUAGUGAUAAUUAUGGAAAAUUUGAUGACCAUAGUUUGAGUUAAAACUUCUUUUUAUAGCCUACUCACUUUUUCGAGUGGAGCAAUGUGAAAACUAAACACAGCCUAUUGUAUGCACGGACCAAAGGAUUUUAUACUGCACCUUUUUGUCUGUUUGUCUAAAUAUUGCACGUUAUAUUUGGUAUUGCACAUAGUUUUGCACUUGUAAUUGUGAUUAUUGUCACUUUAUACUUGACUGCACACCUUCUGAUUUACAUGUGAGGAAUUCAAAAGAAUUGAAUCUUUAAAUAAAUGCACGAAGAAAUAUAUAUGUGGAGGUGCUUGCCCUUGCCGUCCGCCUGUUGGCCACCAGGUGGCGCUAGUGGCUCACUGAUGGCAGGAAGUCAACAACACGUAAAAGAGCAAGAAGGGUCUGGUUACUCUUUGCACACACACAGUAAGUUUGGCUGUGUUCUCUAUGACCUUUGUUUCAAGUUGGUUUAAAGUCGGUUAAUAUUUCACUUUGGUGUGGCUAGACGAUUUAUUUCCUCCCAACUGGAGCACUGCUGAAUUUCCCGGCGACGGUGCUAAACAAACGUUAGCUAGCUGCUGUUUGAAAUCUGAGCAACCGUUAGCUAGAUAACGUUAGAGCUCAAACUGUGUUUCCUACAAAAUGGAGGAGGAGGAAGAAGCCCUUAAAAACCACUGCAGAAGAAUGAUUUCUCGUGUCCGAAACAAACAGCGCCCCCAGCCCUCCUCCUCCUCCUCGGAGAGGGGGAAACCCACGCAGCACCGAGGAGCCAAUGGGAGGAGGACCGAGUUCCGAGAUCUCCGGGAAUGUAACGUUAACCUCCCUGUCCCAUACUCCACGUCCUCCCCCAAUCUCAUGUGUCAAGGUCCUGAAGUCCAGACCGCCCCCCCUCAACUCAUCUUAAUGCUGAAGCUCAAAACAUUCAACGAGGAGAUGAAACGGGCUGCAGAGCUGGAGCUCCACGAUCCCGCAGUCUGCAGCGUGUGUGAGCGCCAACAGGCUUCUCUGGCCUUGAACACUUUUAUCAGGAGGAAGAAGACACAACUGCAGUUCCAAACACUGAAGGACAGACUAAACACCCACUGGAGCUAUGGAGAGUGUGAACGUUGGGAGAGUUUGGGCAAACUCUCCCAAAGCCUUUUGAUGCCCACCACUGGAUUUGGGAGGAACAACUUGGUGGACAUGUGCGGGUCACGGCAACCUGGGGUUGCCUUAGCAACAGCUAAGGAACGUGGAGUUACCCUAGCAACAGAUGAAAUGAGGGGUUACCCUGACAAAAACGCUACAGGAACUCAUUUAAUGAGACCUCACUGUGCUUUUUCAGACAGAUAGCUGCAGACAUGAUGGGCACAGUAUUAAUACAACGAAAGGUAUACUAUUGUGUUGCUGUCAAACAUAUUCCUAUCUCUAUAUUUUGACACACAGGGUAAACGCACCCAUUUACCCAAUACAUAUUUAUCCAUAUGCUGAUGGUGGUUACCCGCCAGCACAGCUACAGCUGUAUGUAGUGGUGUGAACAUAAACACAGCUGGGUUUAUGAUCACACCACUUAAUGUGCAAAAAAACAAAUGUCUAGCCUUUGUUUUUGAGUGUAAAAAGGGACAUGCUAAUAACAAGGUUAGUACAAAACAUCUAUUUAUUUACUUAUCACUGUAUUAAAGUUAAACACACGACACUAUUCAGAGCAGAUGAGUCUGGCCUGUUUGUGGUCACUUGAACAAUGUAAACAUUAAAAGAUUGUAUUCUAUUUAACUUCAAUUAAACCUAUUUGUUUUUUCAUUGGCACAAAAAAUACACAACAGACAGCCAUGGAAGCACACAUGCAUUGCAAAAAAUUAGUACAAUAUCUAAGGCAAAAAAAACAUGGGGAAAAUGAUGUGGACAGUUUAUCAAGUUCCUUUUUGCAUUAUUGCAGUUACAUGGUUACGGCCUAGUAAACCUAAUAUACAAGUCAUACAGUUACAUAUAAACACAUCCAAAGCACUGAUAAAAACAAACAACAGAAUGACAUUACCGGAUCCUCCAUCAAUUUCAGUUGACAGUUCGUGAAAGACAAUUUGUUAAAAUGGGGACUGUUUGUGGAAAUUGUCCUGAAGCACAGAUCUGUUAUUUCAGUCAUAAAUGGCUGAUCUUAGAUCAGUGUAUUGGACCAGGUCCCUGUAAACCCACAGAAGCUGAAGGUAGAGUGGGAGCUACUCAUCCGGCUUCCUCUUGGGCUUCUUUGGGUUGCGGGAGCGGCUCUUGGCCUUGCACAAUGGGCAGAUGGGAGCAUUACGAUGAAUCUGCUGGUGGCAUGACAGGCAAGCCUAGAGAGGGGGGGGGGGAUAAUAUUAAGUCUAGGGCUGGGUACUGUAACUUGGAUACUUUUAGGCACAGGCCAAAUUGCCUCACAGUAUCGAGUAUUGAGAAAUGCCUUGUCAUUUAUUACCACAUUUCAAUGCCUAAGGAAUAAAUCUCAUCAGCGUGAGUGAGCCAAUAAGCAUUCGGCAUGCUUAUACCAAGAUCUAAUAAUGAUUUUAAUUGGCUGUCUAACUUUAUAUGUUGUGAAGGCAUGCAGGAAAAACUCUGUUGUGCACAGAGCCAGGGGCUCAGGUGUGUGUUGUUGGUUUUUGAGAAGCUUCACUACAAUGUGUCACAAAAAAAAAGAUUGAUUUGUACCGUAAUGUGUAAUGCUAUUUCUUUUUGUUGAAAAUGGAUAAAAUAUCGAUACUCACAGACACACUCAUGUGUCUGGGUGUGUCUGACUAAGCGCAUUAUUUUCUUUAUCAAACUCUAGGGUGGUGUCUGAGUUUGUUCAUUUUCUCCAUAUAUGGCAUAACUAGCAGCCGAUUACAUCUUGGAAAUUCACAUUGCUUUUGUAAUUAUUAAGAAAGAAAAUGCAAAGUGUAAAAUGGCUGGUAUGUUAUUAGGUCAGACCAUCUACCGACUAUUCAAACUUGAAAGAAAUUACUUUUCUAUCACAAUUGCAGCUGUUUUAUAUUCAUUUUAAAUAAAUAAAUGUUGAUUGCUUGAUCUUA
Molecule: messenger RNA, 3201 nt
Organism: Perca fluviatilis (European perch)
Lineage: Eukaryota; Metazoa; Chordata; Actinopteri; Perciformes; Percidae
Exons: 3
Coding region: 827-1516 (229 amino acids)
Source: RefSeq, a predicted model, not a curated record